Messenger RNA from Vitis riparia (riverbank grape), 678 nucleotides. RefSeq lists its product as uncharacterized. The record is from RefSeq and is a predicted model, not a curated record. The transcript has 2 exons. The annotation marks the transcript as partial. Lineage: Eukaryota; Viridiplantae; Streptophyta; Magnoliopsida; Vitales; Vitaceae.
UAUGUCUCGCUGUUCAGAAACCCUAGCAUUCACCCUCUUCCUUUCAUCUCUUCUUUUCUCUUUUCCGCCGCCAACGACGAAGUCCACAAGCUCCUGUUGGACCACGGCCUUCCGGCGGGAAUCUUGCCGGACGCGGUAAGCUCCUUCAAUAUAUCCGCAGGCGGCGACUUCUCUGUCGAGUUGUACGGUCCCUGCUACAUCAAGUUUGACUACAUGGUCUACUACGAUCGCGUCAUCUCUGGUAAUCUCAAGUACGGCUCCAUCACGAGUCUGAAGGGCGUUCAGGUGCAGAAGUUCUUGCUGUGGCUCAAUGUUGAUGAGAUCAGGGUUGAUUUGCCACCGUCUGAUUAUAUCUACUUCCACGUGGGUAUGAUUAACAAGAAGCUCGACGUUAAGCAGUUCAAGAAGGCUCGAUCUUGCAGGAAGCCGGCUUCGUUUCAAGAAAUUUGGGAGGUUCCAGCUUCUGUGAAUGAAAUCCCAAUGCUACUUACUGAGUAGAUGCGAUGAAACAAUAAGGGCUUGGCUGUCAUUUGUGGAUUCUCAACCAUUGAUCAGCAUUACCUUGUUAGAUUUGUACUUGAAAAUCAAGACUUUGAUAAAUUUCAAAGACUGAGAUAUGUAAUCAAAUGAUACUGCAAGUGUGGUAUAUGUACAUAGCCAAAAAAAAAUUUACCAGCA